Perkinsus marinus ATCC 50983 is the source of this 561-nucleotide messenger RNA. RefSeq lists its product as hypothetical. Lineage: Eukaryota; Perkinsozoa; Perkinsida; Perkinsidae. The coding region runs from base 35 to 535 and encodes 166 amino acids. The record is from RefSeq and is a predicted model, not a curated record. The transcript has 4 exons.
AAGAUUAGCAUAUUACUGUUGUUUUAUUAGCACUAUGCCCAGCACGGCUGCUGCCAAGGGCUGGGUUAAGCCAGAGCUGCGAGUGUCCAUAAUACGGGUGAAGCAUCUGAAGGAUACAGGUGUUCAUGCAGUAGAGGUACAGCUGGAUGGUCAGGAGUCUAAGAGGACGGCGUGGGUUGAUGGUAACGAUGAUAAGGAGUUCAAUAGGGAGGCAGGCUUCUUCCUGAAGGGGGACCAACAGGAGAACAAUACUGACUUUUGGAACAGAGCUUUUGUACACGUGACGCUCAUUCGCCAGAGGACUUUCCGGUCGGAUAAGGAUGUUGCUGCGUGUCACCUCAGCAUGAAAGUGAUUCGGAAAUACGGCGUGGUUCGGGGGUGGAUACCGUUAAUGCACGAUAAUGAGUAUGUAGGGGAAAUGCUCGUUCGGGUGAAGCUGCAGGGCGUAGACCGGUGGAAAGACCGCGAGAAGGGCCCGGCCUCAGAAGCUGUAUUCAAUCUGCCUCUAAAUGGUUACGCUGAAGUACAUUACUAGUUACUGUUAGCUUCGCUUCGCUAGGC